Molecule: messenger RNA, 1357 nt
Organism: Plectropomus leopardus (leopard coralgrouper)
Lineage: Eukaryota; Metazoa; Chordata; Actinopteri; Perciformes; Serranidae
Gene: igfbp2b
Product: insulin-like growth factor binding protein 2b
Biological process (GO): regulation of insulin-like growth factor receptor signaling pathway
Cellular component (GO): extracellular region
Molecular function (GO): insulin-like growth factor I binding; insulin-like growth factor II binding
Source: RefSeq, a predicted model, not a curated record
UUAGAUUUUCAGUAGUCACUAAUACACUUAGAAAGCAUUACAAUGGUCAUAUAUUUUACUGUAGGGUUGCUAUUUGCAUACUUUGCUUUGCCUGGAAUCAUACUCGGGGAUUUGGCUUUCCGAUGCCCAAGCUGUACCGCCGAGCGCCUAGCUGCUUGUCCCAAAGUCACAACAGCAUGUACAGAAAUAGUGAGGGAGCCAGGCUGCGGCUGCUGUCCGCUGUGCGCCAGGCUGGAGGGGGAGCUUUGCGGGGUCUAUACCCCGAGGUGCUCCAGCGGACUGAGGUGCUACCCGAGCACGGGUUCUGAAUUACCUUUGCAACAGCUCAUUCAGGGUUUAGGAAGAUGUGGACAAAAAGUGGACUUGGAUGUCCCGACAAGUCUGGACAACCAGGCUACAAAUGAGGUGCACGGGACUGAGAAUCCGCUCACGAGGAGACCUUUGGGAGAUGCUUGGUUGUGGCUGGAGUCGGCCAAAAAGGUGCACGUGAUGAAGACAAGCACCAAGAUGAGGAUGAAUCAACUGGAGGACCCUCGGACACAGAGGGUUCUACAGAGUGCCUGUCAGCAGGAGCUGGACAAGGUCUUAGAGGAGAUCUCCAAAAUGACCUCAGAGGAUAACAGGGGCCCGCUGGAGAAUCUGUACGGGCUCAAAUUUCCAAACUGUGACAGACAUGGACGGUACAACCUCAAACAGUGCAACAUGUCCACCCACGGCCAGCGGGGCGAGUGCUGGUGCGUUAACCCAUUGACCGGGGUCCAGAUUCCAGCAACGCCGAAAGUCAGAGGGGAUCCCAACUGUAACCAGUUUCAGGAGGAGCUCAGAGCGAUGCCCACCGCAGUAGCCUCUCUCUAGCGCAGUUCAGCACUUCCUACAACGGGGUCUUCAAAAUUCCAAUUCUGAGAGGAUUCCUUCAUAAAUAGUUAUUCUUUCAACAUGUGAAGAAGUUGCUAUAGUUGAAGGUUUUGUCACUUUUUCAAACUUAUACCCAGUUUAAGGUUAAAGUACAAACUGAACUAACUAUAUGAUCAUUUUACACUUUGUCAUCGACUCUCAUUAAGACCCAGGCUUUCAUUUGUAUUCAAAGGACUUAUUUACCAUUGUAGUAACUGUUGUGAUUUUGUAUUAAGGGUGACGUUGGGCCUCAUGCAGCAACAUCCUCUUAGAUGCCUCUUACAUUUUCUCUUAAUUUUCUAGAAAAAAUAUAAGAGAGGUCAACUUCAGAUGCACCAAAUGUUCUCAACCAUCCAAAUAGGAUCUUACCCAGGAUGUGCUCAAUGGUGAAUCCCACUUGAUCAUAAGUCACCUAUUAGCAAAGUAAAUGUGAUUUCAGAGAAAUGCAUUGAAGUAUUAAAAG